UGCAUGGCUUGUUGACUCCUGCAUUCUCGCACUUGCAAAAAAGACGCAAUACCGCCAUACCUCCGUUGGUAAUAAUAGAUAGACGUGCUAACUUCAGACUUGGACGAUCAUCUCCGCUUCACCCUACACUUUAUUCGACAGUGACUUGAGAUUCCUGCGAAGCAAUUGGGCUUCAACUCCCGACCGAGGAGGCGGAGUCUUAACUUAUUAAAAGGAACUUGCAGAGGCUUGGACGCCCGCAAAUAUGAUGAUGAUGUCUCUCAACAGCAAGCAGCCUUUCGCCAUGGCCCAUGCCAGCUUGCCCGAGCCCAAGUACUCCUCACUGCAUUCCUCCUCAUCCUCCACUUUGACUUCCAAUGCACCUUCAUCCUCCUGCUCGUCCUCCCGACACAGCAGUACCAUCAUCAGCAGCAGCGGCAGCAGCAGCUCGGAGGCGAUGCGCCGAGCCUGUCUCCCAACCCCACCGAGCAAUAUAUUCGGAGGCUUGGAUGAGAGUUUGUUGGCCCGGGCUGAAGCUCUAGCGGCGGUGGAUAUAGUCUCGCAGACCAAGAGCCACCACCACCCUCCACAUCACAGUCCCUUCAAGCCGGACGCAACCUACCACACCAUGAACACUCUCCCCUGCACCUCCUCUUCGUCCUCCUCCUCAUCGGUGCCUAUUUCUCAUCCGUCCGCCUUGGCUGGCCACCACCAUCACCACCACCAUCACCACCACCACCAGCCUCACCAGGCGCUGGAGGGGGACCUGCUGGACCACAUCACCCCGGGACUGGCACUAGGAGCCAUGGCAGGGCCGGAUGGCUCGGUGGUUUCCACGCCUGCGCACCCUGCCCACAUGGCGGGCAUGAACCACAUGCACCAGGCAGCCAUCAACAUGGCUCAUGCCCACGGGCUACCGUCUCACAUGGGCUGCAUGAGCGACGUGGACGCCGAUCCAAGGGACUUGGAAGCCUUCGCAGAGAGGUUUAAGCAGAGACGGAUCAAACUCGGGGUUACCCAGGCGGAUGUAGGGUCAGCUUUGGCCAACCUGAAGAUUCCUGGGGUGGGCUCCCUCAGCCAAAGCACCAUCUGCCGAUUCGAGUCCCUCACGCUCUCUCACAACAACAUGAUUGCUUUGAAGCCCAUCCUGCAAGCGUGGCUGGAAGAAGCCGAGAAAUCACACAGGGAGAAACUUAAUAAACCCGAGUUGUUCAACGGCGCGGAGAAAAAGAGGAAGCGCACGUCGAUAGCCGCACCAGAAAAGAGAUCACUGGAGGCCUAUUUUGCCAUUCAGCCACGUCCUUCCUCGGAGAAAAUCGCAGCAAUCGCAGAAAAGCUGGACCUCAAAAAGAACGUGGUGCGGGUCUGGUUUUGCAACCAGCGACAGAAACAGAAACGAAUGAAAUACUCUGCAUGCGUCUAAAUCGCUCUAAACCACCGUCAGCGAGAGACUUGGAACUGUUUAGAGACGAUUUGUAUCAUAUUUCUUAUCUCACACUUUUUUUCAAUCAUCGAUGACUUUGUGCUUUGAGCUCCGAAAAAUUCAUAACAUUGAAAAUGACUGAAAAACUCGAAACCCAUUGUCACGUCUUUACUCGCUGAGGGGGAGAUGUGGAGUCAAGUAAAGCAUCGUUUGACAGAGCAAGUAAGACCACUGUUUCCACACUUACUAUGCUUCACCUUUUUAAUGUCAACGCAGUAUGACUUACAGGACUCUAUGCUUUAAUUACACCCAUUUUAUUUAUAAUGAUUAAGUUCAGAUGAGGACUAUAGUUUUGCGUUAGCCCUCGAUCAGAAACACCCUAAUGAAAAUAGCAAUUAUUGUUAUUUACACACUAAGGGGCUAUUUUUAACUGAAAGCACUUGGUUGGUGACUAUUAGUGUUCAUAUUCUGGCCUAGGAUAAGCUACAUUUUCCCUCCGAGUUCAUGACGAUGCAGUCUGACAUUUAUUCAGGGUCCAUGAGGGGAAUAGGACAACACAUUACUUAGUCUUGAAAGCUAAUAUUAGAUUACUGCCAAAUAACCCUGUGUAAAUUAUUAAUUUACUUGUCACACACUCCAUUUUGUGUUUAAAUGUGUAAUUAAUUCCACUUAUUUUGUUAACAUGUGUGAUGAAAGUCGAAGAUUCAGGGAAUUAUUUCCAAGACCUCCGGUUUGGACAAAAAGGUAGCGUUGUUUAUUAGGCCCCAAAUAUAACCAACAUGAAAACAUCGAAAUUGUGACACAGUUGUAGGCAUUUCAAAGAUUUUUU
Myripristis murdjan (pinecone soldierfish) is the source of this 2231-nucleotide messenger RNA. RefSeq names its product POU class 4 homeobox 2 (gene pou4f2). The transcript has 2 exons. Gene Ontology annotation, biological process: regulation of transcription by RNA polymerase II. Lineage: Eukaryota; Metazoa; Chordata; Actinopteri; Holocentriformes; Holocentridae. The record is from RefSeq and is a predicted model, not a curated record. Gene Ontology annotation, molecular function: RNA polymerase II cis-regulatory region sequence-specific DNA binding; DNA-binding transcription factor activity, RNA polymerase II-specific. The coding region runs from base 245 to 1402 and encodes 385 amino acids.